Solenopsis invicta (red fire ant) is the source of this 393-nucleotide messenger RNA. RefSeq lists its product as uncharacterized. NCBI's taxonomy places the organism in Eukaryota, Metazoa, Arthropoda, Insecta, Hymenoptera, Formicidae. The transcript has a single exon. The record is from RefSeq and is a predicted model, not a curated record. Bases 1 to 393 code for a protein of 130 amino acids.
AUGGCGGAGUGGAACAUAGAGUUGGCGAUAGUGGCCGAGCCCUACGCCGUCCCCACCAUAGAAGCCAGGUGGAGGGGGGACACGGCGGGGCUGGUCGCUAUCGUGUCCGGGAGCAACGAUGCCGGGGCCUCUUUGGUCCCCGGUGAGAGAGGCGAAGACUACGGCGCCUGCCUCUGGGGUGGUCGGGCCUUCGUGGGGGUCUACGUGUCCCCCAACAUCUCGCCCGAGGACUUUGAGUCCAAGCUGGACGAGAUCGGGGGGUCGUCCGUCGGCUACGUCCGAAUACUAACUGGGUCGUGGUUGCGGGCGACUUCAACGCAAAGUCCGCGGACUGGGGCUCCCCGGUCUCGGACACGAGGGGCGAGAUGCUGGGGGACUGGCUUGUCGCGCUAG